Molecule: messenger RNA, 2152 nt
Organism: Prorocentrum cordatum
Lineage: Eukaryota; Dinophyceae; Prorocentrales; Prorocentraceae
Source: the annotation of a GenBank genome assembly
AGCCUUGGCUCAAGCUGCCUUGGAGCUCUGACGCUCAAUCGCGCAUGCGUAUUGUCGUGGGCGCUGGCGAACGCUCUUCCCCCUCUCGCCUGCAGCUCAGCGCCUUUGUUGCUGCUCCUGCGCCAUGGACGAGAGCAAGGUGACCGUUUUGGACGACAGCCCAGAGCGCGAGUUCACGGAGACGGAGAUCCGCGAGUACGGCGAGUUCCUGGGGAUCGAAGGAGCCCCACCUCGUCUGGAUCGCCCGCGAGGGCGUGGCCGCGCCCGUGCCGGAGCCGUGGCGGCCGUGCACGCAGAACAACGACGACGUGUUCUAUUUCAACUUCGAGACUGGGGAGCAGCGUGUGGGACCACCCAUGCGACGAGAAGUAUCGCAGGACCGAUUGUGGAGGAGGAGCGCGCGAAGUUCAGGCAGCAUGCAGCCACGGCUGAGGCGCUGGGGGAGGAUCCCGAUUCGGACGCGCAGAGCCUGUCGGGUAGCCAGACCGCAUGCUGCUCAAAGUCCAGCGCUUCCAAGGCGAAGGCAGUCGAGGCUGUGGCGCUUGGGAAGGAGGCCGACUCAGACGCGGAGGGCCUCUCUGCCAGUGGGAGCGCAGGUGGCUCGAAGUCUAGCGCCUCCAGGGCGAAGGCAGCCGAGGAUGUGGCGCUGGGGAAAGAUGCCGACUCGGACGCGGAGAGCCUGUCUGCCAGUGGGAGCGCGGGCGGUUCGAAGCCUAGCGCGCCCAGGUCGAAGGCAGCCGAGAACGGGGCGUUUGGUACGGAAACCGACUCGGACGCGGAGGGUUUGUCCAGCAACCAGAGCGAAGGUGGCUCGAAGCCUAGUGCUUCGAGGGUCGAGCCACCCGAUGCUGAGGCGCUGGGGGAGGAGCCCGGCUCGCACACGGAAAGCCCAUCAGGCAUCCGGGUCGAGGGCGGCUCGAAGUCGAACUCUUCCAGGGCGAAGGUAGCCGAGGUUGGAACGCCUGGGAAGGAGGCGGGCUCGGAUGCGGGGAGCCCGUCGGGCAGCCAGAGCGACGCUGGCUCGAAGUCGAGCUCGUUCAGGGCGAAUGCGGGCGAGGCUGGGGCGCCAGGGAACGAGGCCAGCUCGGACGCGGAGAGCUUGUCCGGCAGCCGAAGCGAUUCCGGUGCGUGCAGGGCGAAGGCCAGCUUCCCCCUGCCGUCUUCCCUGCUCUCCCCCACCGGCUCGUCGAAGAGCUGCAGUAUCAGCGCGGGGCUGCGGGGGGUGCCCGAGGAUGACGACUUCUGCACCUCGCCCUCCUCCUCGUCUGCCAUGGAGGGGCCCACGCGGGCCCGCGCGGCCGAUCGCCACGAGGAGGCCUCCGCCCCGGAGGCGCCCUUCACGCCCGCGUCGCCCGAAUCCCGCGGCCGUGCCAGUGGCCCGCUGGGCAGGGGCAGGCCUUCCCCGCGGGGCAGCGAGGCCGACGAGAGCUUCUCGGGGGGCUCGGCCUCCCAGCUGUCCCCCUCGGCCGCCUCCAGAGGAUCCGGGGCGGCGGCGGCGGCCUGCAGCAUCGCCGGCCCGCCCCCGCCGCCGCCGCCGCCCUCGAGGAGGCCAGCCCAGGGCGCGCGGCGCCGCAGGCGGGGCCCUCGGCGCCCGCCGCCGCCGCUGCGGGCGCCACGCCGCGCGGACGACGCGGCGGCGGACGCGUCGGCGUCCCUGGAGUCGGUCAGCCGCGGCAGCGCCCGCGACCCAGUGGCGCCGCCGGCAGGGCCCCGGCGGAGAGGGCUGGACCACUACGCGGCGUCGGCGAGCGCGGCCAGCGAGAUCUCCGAAGAUCUGGUGAGCAGCAGCAGCUGGGCGGAGGCCAGGGACAGGCGGGCGGCGCCCGACGCCGCUGGCGAGACGCUGGAGUUCUCCGCCUCCGCCUCAGACUUCCGGGGCCUCUCGCCGACGCCGCCGGCCGACGGGGGCGCUGCCUCGCCGAAGGGCGCCGCGGCGCCGCCGCCGGCCGCCGCCGCCGCGGCCUCGCUAGCCCCCACUGGCACCUCGGCGGGGUGCCGUCUGGAGGCGAGGCUCGCGUCGCUGACGAGGUGCCUGGAGAUGAUGAGGGACAUCCGCGUCAAGCAGGAGCAGCGCCUGCGCUUGCUUCAGGGUGUGGCCGUCCGACAAUGACGCAGCAUGCCCGGCUUCGGGCCUGUCCCCGGUCGGGGAAAA